AUGGCAGGCCUAAAAUAUUUAUAUGAUGCAAAUGCUAAAUGCAAGUAUCGCGUCGACUGUAUUUUACCAUCAGACUCAAUAGUAUUCGGCGACAAACAAGAAGAGGAUUUUUCUGGGCAUAUCACAAUUAGUAAUUCAGAACUUCCAAGCAAAGUUGAUCUUCGUCCCGGAAUGACAGCAGUUGAAGAUCAAGGAAAGAUUGGCAGUUGUGUAGCAAAUGCUUGUGCUGAGAAUGAUAAACCGAUUGAUAUUAGCCGGUUAUUUCUUUACUACAAUGCCCACAGGAGAGCGAAACAAUCAAAUGAGCGUCUUGUUGAUAAAGGCUGUAAUAUUUCUAAUGCAAUUAUGGCAUUGAGUGAACACGGAACGUGUGAAGAAGAAUUGUGGGCAUUGGAUGUGACAAAAAUAAAUGAAUGUUCAAUUGCUGAGCUGUAUGGCCAUCCAGAUAAUUACAAAAUAAUUGAUUCAUUACAGCUCAAUGUUAAUCUAAAUGAAAUGAAGUCGUGUCUUGCACAAGGUUUUCCAUUCAUAUUUGGAUUACAAAUGAGUAAAGACUUUUCCCAUGGAGGCAAAAGGACCAAUGGCUAUAUGAGAGCACCUUUGACUGGAGAAAAAGAAGGUAUCAAAGGAUAUUGUUAUAUUGCAUAUGAUUAUAUGAUUAACCCGGGAUUCUUGCUGGGAGAGCCACACGCUAUUCGCAGCGUGGAAAAGGAUGAUAUGAGUUAUGACCAUUCGAAUGCAGAAGAUUCAACGGAUUGUCGAUUUGACGAAAACAGCGAUGAAGGAGAAAACGAUGAUGAAGAUGAUUGGUACAUAGAGGAAGAAGAUGACGGAAGUGGUGUAAACCAGCAACACGACCGAGGAGAAGAAAGUGAAGUCGAAUAA
Messenger RNA from Rotaria socialis, 885 nucleotides. Lineage: Eukaryota; Metazoa; Rotifera; Eurotatoria; Philodinida; Philodinidae. The record is from the annotation of a GenBank genome assembly.